AAGCGGAUGUUGAUGUCAGCUGACAGUUCUUCCUUCCCUCUUUUACUUUGCCUGCAUGAAUUGGUACAAAUACAUUACAAUUCAUUUGAAAUAAAUCUAAAACAAUUAAUUCAGAGGGAAGAGAGAUAACUGAAAUGUCCGCGAAACCAACUUGUUUGAUAGUGGCGAGUGCCUCUGCUCAAGGGGUGUCGGCGAAGUCUUUCCAUCAGUCCUUCAGCCUUUGUACCUCAGCCUUUAACCUCCAGACAGCCACACCAGGGGGGAAGCCCAUAGAUUUUGUCGGUGUGGAUGAAAGCACUGCUAGAUGGGUGCAGGACUUCAAUGUGAAACCAUACGCAACACCAGCUAAACUGGAGUCAAUAGAUGGUGCUCGAUACCAGGCACUGCUUAUCCCAGACUGCCCUGGAGCACUGAAUGACCUGGCACACAGUGGCUCUUUGCACCGCAUUCUCUCACACUUCAUCUCCCAGCAGAAGCCGGUUUGUGCAGUGGGACAAGGAGUGUCCGGGCUAUGUUGUGCCACUGAAGGACAGAGUUGGAUCUUCAGUGGCUACAGCUUAACAGGGCCAUCAGUGUUUGAACUGGUGCGAAGGCCUGACUUUGCAAACCUGCCCUUAAUCGUGGAGGACUUUGUGAGAGACAGUGGAGGAUCAUACACAGCAAGUCCAGAAGACGCAGUGCACGUUGUAGUAGACAGACACCUCAUCACUGGACAGAAUACACAGUCAACCUCACUUGCUGUAAAUAAUCUAAUCCUGCUCUGUAAUUCAAAGUAAACACAGAACAUGUUCAAAUCAGAAAUUAAAUUGCUGAGUUGUUCCAACUUUAUAUUCACGUUAUUACACAAACAUUCAUCCCAGAUGAAUAUUGGAAGACUCUGGGUCAGAACAUAUGUUUAGCAACAUUGUAAAUACAACCUCACCUUCUCAAUGCUCAUGUUCUGAACUUAAUAAAAACACACAAUCAAACGUCUUGAUUUGAAAAUUUAAAAAAAAAGAGAAAACUUGGGAUGUUAGGUUCAGAUGCAGUUUUAAGAAAACCAGGAGAAGGAUGCAUCUUCAGCAAGCAAAACCAGACUCUUCAGUUCUGAAAUGGAGAGCUAAAUAGAAGAUGUUUGAGGCGAGUGAACUCUGAAAGGCUCAGAACAACAACACAACCCUUCAUUUUGACUUACACAUACUGUACAUAUUGAUGGUCAUGCACCUUCUGUGGCUGAAUGAAGAUGUUACUGAACUCUAAAUGAAGUGUUCAAGUUGAUUCUUUCAAUCACAUUCAUGAGUAUACAUACUGAAGUACCUACUAUCUACUGCUUGUACCACUUGAAUCAUCAAAUCCCAGAUUUGUUUGCAUUGAUUUUAAAACCCUUAAACAACUUGAGAACAUGUCACUCACUCCCAAAGUAAGACCAGCAUACAGCUCUUGGUUUUUCUGAAUGCAUCUUGUCAAAAAGAAAAAAAAAUGCUGAUGAUUAAGUGUUCUGUUUCCACUGUCAAGUCCAUCUCUCAUAGGAGAUCAUAGAAAUAGUCCAGUCCUUGUCCCAAUUCCCACAAGGAAAUUCCUGUUCCAAGUUCAGUCGCUAAUGAGAUCCGCUGGUAGAUUGACUGUAAAAUAAUUCAAACAUUGUUAACCCUAAUAAAACAUCACUCUCAUAAA
Notolabrus celidotus (New Zealand spotty) is the source of this 1653-nucleotide messenger RNA. RefSeq names its product glutamine amidotransferase like class 1 domain containing 1 (gene gatd1). The record is from RefSeq and is a predicted model, not a curated record. Bases 135 to 776 code for a protein of 213 amino acids. The transcript has 7 exons. NCBI's taxonomy places the organism in Eukaryota, Metazoa, Chordata, Actinopteri, Labriformes, Labridae.